AUGACUAGCGAUCGAGCUGUGUCGAGUAUGAAUCUUUUUGACCCAUUAGUUGAUACUUCAUCUAAAAUCCCAGACGUAAGUCAGGGCUUUAUCCCUACAUUCAUGACCACCCUGAGUGUUAUCACUGGUGUCGAAGUUUUAAGUAUAGCAAAUUCAAUGAUAUUUACAGGAUUCGUCGUUAGCAUGUUUUUAAUGUUCUUUACAACGGCACUUUCCUAUAUUUGCACUGUAAUUACAUUAAAUCUCGCCAAACGAUAUACUUCUGAAAGUAUCAAUGACCUUGCAACAAAGAUUAUCGGUAGAUGGUUCGGAGAUGUCUGUUCCAUUUUGGGUUUAUGCUUCACUUAUAGCUGUUUGACUUCUUACAUCUUUUUAGGCUCAGAAACUGUGUUUAACUGGCUAGAACUUGCAGGUCUUAAAAACAUCCAAACAGGCUAUAAGAGGGUCUUAAUAAUUCUUGGAUAUUCCAUAUUAAUUCCAGUAUUAACAACAAUUCCAAGACAAACUAAACUUCUUGGUUAUAUCUCAAGUUUUGCUCUCAUCAUACAGAUUAUAUACUUUUGCAGUAUCAUUUACGAAGCAAUUAUUCACUUUCCAAACGGAAUUGAUCCAACAGUCGAAACAUACGUUUUUAAUAUCAAUAUUUUCAACGCGUUCGCAAUCUAUUCACUUUUAUUCUCGCUUCCAGCCGUUAUUCUUCCAAUUGUAAGAUCUUAUACGCCUGUUAUGAAGUCAAGAUAUCAGGUUAUCGGUCUUGCAGUUUUUGUUAGCUACAUUGUCGUUGCUGUUCCAGGUGCUAUUGUUUACUUGAUUUUUGGAGCGAAAACAGAUCAAAUUGCAAUUUCUUCUUUUGAUGGCAAAGAUGUUGUAAUGCAAAUAGUCAGAGCAUGCUUCUUCAUUGUUGUUAACGCCUCUUACGCUGCUAUUUCUCAAAAUGUCAUUCAGGAUGUUACAUCUUUAAUUUAUCAUGUCGAAAGCCCAGGAGCAUUACCAGGCCUCAAGAGAUUAAUUGUUCUCCUCUGUACAAAUAUACCCCCGAUUUCAAUUGCUAUACUUCUUCCAGAGAUUCGACCAAUGUUCGAAAUUGGUGGCGCUUUUGGAGGAUGUUUGGCCAAUUUCUUUAUCCCAUCAAUCCUUGCUUUCUUUGCCCUUCCAAAGAAACUCUCUUAUGCAGGAGCCGGUUAUAUGUUCCUGGCUUUAUUCGGUAUAUUGUGUUGCGCUAUUGCUACAUACGAAGCUGUUGUCGAUGCUUUGCAUCCUGGAUCAUAA
Molecule: messenger RNA, 1269 nt
Organism: Trichomonas vaginalis G3
Lineage: Eukaryota; Parabasalia; Trichomonadida; Trichomonadidae
Product: amino acid transmembrane transporter protein
Exons: 1
Coding region: 1-1269 (422 amino acids)
Biological process (GO): amino acid transmembrane transport
Molecular function (GO): amino acid transmembrane transporter activity
Source: RefSeq, a predicted model, not a curated record